AUGGAUCAUGUGCGAGACGGAGCUGCAGCCGUGCUGACAACUUUUUUCGCUAACAUGGGAACAACCGGCGAAAUAUCUCGGUUCUUCAAAAUCGCCGGCCUACCGUGGGAAAGAGGAAAUUACCAAAGAGCUAAACUCGAACGGUUGACCGGGGUUGUUGCUCAAUGGUUGGGUUGGGGUCUGCCGCAAAAUAUGCAUCUCAAAACUUCUCUUGUGAGAGGAAUGAAACCAUCAGAGUCUUGGUAUAUCGAUCCUGAGAUCCUCGACCAGGCUGCUAUUGCCUUGACAAGAUAUGAGUCGGGGCGGCUUGGGUAUAUUGAAUACGCGGAUGACUCGGAGGGUGCUAUAGUUGCCCAAGCCCUAUUUGGGCUCCUUCCACUGGACUGA
Molecule: messenger RNA, 387 nt
Organism: Fusarium graminearum PH-1
Lineage: Eukaryota; Fungi; Ascomycota; Sordariomycetes; Hypocreales; Nectriaceae
Exons: 1
Coding region: 1-387 (128 amino acids)
Source: RefSeq, a predicted model, not a curated record